GCGGUCUAGAGCCCAUUUGCUCACAAUGGGGGACUAUACAAAUUACAUGCGAUACUUCCUCACGCACCCUAUCCUCUUCGUCUACCAAGUCAUUCAAUAUGUGCUUGACAUUAUCCUCUCGCCGACCCCACCGCCACCGCACGCCAGUCUCGCACGACCGAAAAUCGCCAUUAUAGGCGCGGGCCUCACAGGCGUAUCUGCGGCGUCGCACAUUGUCGGACACGGAUUCGACUGCCGCAUCUUCGAAGCCGGUCCCAAGGAACACCUAGGUGGCAUCUGGAGCCGCGUGAACAAUACGUCUGGUCUGCAGAUCCACUCGGUCAUGUACCGCUUCCACCCGUCUGUGCACUGGACGAUGGGAUAUCCAGAUCGCCAGCAGAUUGUGUCGCAGAUUACGCAGCUGUGGAAGAAGUAUGGGCUGGAGAACAAGACCGAGUUUAACACUCGGGUGGAAAAAGUGUACAAGGACCCGCAUGGGCGAUGGAUUAUCAACGAUCCGAGCCACGGGCGGUUUGAUGGGGUGAUUGCGGCGAUUGGGACGUGCGGCGAUGCAAAGAUGCCGAAGCUGCCUGGACAGGAGAAGUUCAAAGGCGAGAUCUGGCAUAGUUCGCAGCUCGAUGGAAAAUCGGCUAGAGGGAAGAAAGUGGCUAUUAUCGGGGGAGGCGCGUCGGCCGUCGAGGCUCUGGAGUUUGUUGCCAACGAAGACGCGAAACAUGCAUAUGUCCUUUCACGCAGUGAGAAGUGGAUCAUUCCCCGGAACCCAUUCAUCGACGCCCUUCUCGCCCUGAACAUCUUCGGCUCGGAAACAAUCUUCUCUUGGAUUCCAGAAUACAUUCUAAGAUUGUUCUUCUACCGCGACCUCUACGACAUCUCGCCAGCGCCCAACAGUGGAAAGGGGCUCUUCACAGGAACGCCAAUGGUCAACGACCAAGUGCUGGAGCUCAUUCGCUCGGGCAAAGCCUCAUGGCUCCGCGGCGAUAUUUUGGGCUACGACGACUCUGGACGGGGCAUCAAGUUCAACAAGCGCGCCCAAGGGGUGCCCAAGAACGGGCCUGGGUCAGAGAGGCUGAUUGAAGCCGACAUUGUGAUUAUGGCUACGGGAUACAAGCGGCCCAGCUUGGGCUUCUUACCAGACGAAGUCUUCGACGAGCCGUAUGAGCCGCCGAACUGGUACCUGCAGGUCUUCCCACCAGAGCACCCUUCCAUCUGCGCAAACAACUGCACCUAUGUCAACGCUAUUGGCACAGUCGGCAACUACCACAUUGGCAUCUACACACGCUUCCUGCUCAUGUACCUUGUGGACCCGCUGGCGCGACCGAGGACGUGGUGGAUGAAGCGAUGGAUAGACAUGACGCGCUUCAUCAAAAGCAAGGCGCCAGGCGGUGCUUUUGAUUUUUUCACGUAUUCGGAGCUGAUUUACUGGUUCGUAUUUACAAUUGCGAUCAACCCAUUCCGGUGGAAGUGGGCAGCUUUUGUCUUGUGCGGCGUGGGCAAGGGAUUGCCCUUGAGCGUGGUGGAGCAGGAGGAUCGGGCCCGGAAUGGACUAGGCAUGAGGCAGGUUGCGAAUAACCAUAGCAACGGCAGCCAGACGGAGUAACUGCUCCGUGAGAUGGUGUCGUGAUAAAAUUGACUUUUGGUCAGCCACACAAAUUUGAGUUGAAGCCGGCUGGUGAGGACCUAGUCAGUGGUGCGGCCUGGUGGCAAAAGGAACAGGAAACCGUUGCCAAUGCCAUAGGCAGUUUCAUGACUGUCGAGACUUUUGGAUAAGCAAAAAUGGACAUAGUUGCUAGCCUGGAUGCAGCCUUGAAGCGGCAUGCACUACAGCAGCCUAAGUGGAUAGGCAUGCAUGCACGCAGACGUGAGACUGUGGAGAAACCGUCGGCAGGUGCUUGGGUUGUAGAUGACAGCGGCGGCCAUUCCC
Exserohilum turcica Et28A is the source of this 1921-nucleotide messenger RNA. RefSeq lists its product as uncharacterized. Gene Ontology annotation, molecular function: NADP binding; N,N-dimethylaniline monooxygenase activity; flavin adenine dinucleotide binding. Bases 26 to 1597 code for a protein of 523 amino acids. The record is from RefSeq and is a predicted model, not a curated record. The transcript has a single exon. NCBI's taxonomy places the organism in Eukaryota, Fungi, Ascomycota, Dothideomycetes, Pleosporales, Pleosporaceae.